CUUCAGCUGAUAGUAAAGCUGCGCAGGACUAUCCACCAAAGUUAUUAAAAAUUAUUCAAGAAGGUGGUUACACGCCAGACCAAGUUUUCAAUGCGGACGAAACCGGCCUAUUUUGGAAGAGGUUACCAAAACGAACAUAUGGGUCUAAAACCCAAAAAUCAUUUGGUGGCUUCAAAGCUGCAAAGGACCGUGUAACGUUUUUAUUAUGUAGCAAUGCUUCUGGUGACCGCAUGAUUAAACCGCUAUUAGUAAACAAAAGUCUCAGGCCGCGAGCACCAAAGGGCAAAGAUUUAAAUCAUUUACGUGUUCACUGGAUGGCCAAUAAAAAAGCCUGGGUAACUGGAAAUAUAUUCCAAGAAUGGUUUGCUAAAUGCUUUGUACCAGAAGUUAAAAGUUAUUUGGAGAAGAAGAAACAGCCCUUUAAGGCUCUUUUAAUAAUUGACAAUGCACCAGGCCAUCCGAUGAUUGAACAUCCUAAUGUAAAUAUCAUUUUCCUCCCACCGAAUACUACAUCAAUUAUCCAACCGAUGGAUCAAGGCAUUAUUGCGACUUUUAAAAUGUACUACCUCAAAAAAACUUUUCAGUGCAUUAUGAAAAAACUGGAGGAAAAUCCUGAAUUGGACUUCACUGAUGCUUGGAAAAAUUUUUCUAUCAAGGAUUGCAUCUUGUACGCGUCAAAAGCAAUUUCUGAAAUAAGGCAACAUACGUUAAACGCAUGCUGGAAAUCUCUUUGGCCAGAAUGUGUUAAAAGUGCACGUUCAGCGGGAGGAGAAAUUCUUGCAGAUAUGACGAGAGAAGAUAUUGACGAAAUUCUUCAAGACCGAGAGCUCGAUGAUGACGAUUUGAUUGAAAUAGCUACGGAAGUUAUCGAAUCGGAAAAUGGCAGCGACACCGAGAUAGACGAGCAUCCAAUUAAAGCAGAGACGAUUAAGCAAGGUCUUAAACUUGCAGCAGAAUUGGAAAAUUAUUUUGUAGCAAAUGAUACUGAUGCCGAACGUGCACGAAUUUUUCAAAAAGAAUUGAGUCUCUGCAUGUUAAGAUAUAAAGAAUUAUAUCGGAAUUUAUUGGGUCCAAAAAGAAGCAAUCAAACAAAAUUAACUGAAUUUAUGGUGCAAACUCAGUCGGAGAUGCUAAGUCAAUCAGAACAUCAAUCCAUAGUUCUUACUAUUGAUUCUGAUACAAAUUCUAGUGAUAUCAGUGCCGGCCAUCGAAAUAAGCGGCUAAGAAUAAUUUCCACUACGGAUAAUGACAGUGAUUAA
Messenger RNA from Bactrocera tryoni, 1259 nucleotides. Its product is annotated as tigger transposable element-derived protein 1-like. Gene Ontology annotation, cellular component: nucleus. The record is from RefSeq and is a predicted model, not a curated record. The transcript has 2 exons. The coding region runs from base 231 to 1259 and encodes 342 amino acids. Lineage: Eukaryota; Metazoa; Arthropoda; Insecta; Diptera; Tephritidae. Gene Ontology annotation, molecular function: DNA binding.